This is a messenger RNA of Gryllus bimaculatus (two-spotted cricket), 1657 nucleotides long. The record is from the annotation of a GenBank genome assembly. Lineage: Eukaryota; Metazoa; Arthropoda; Insecta; Orthoptera; Gryllidae.
AUGGGUCGUGAUGAACGAGAGAGACGACGUGGGUUUCGAGAGGCGGAGAUGGGUGCAGCUUCAAAGGCAAACACCUGAGUCUCUUCGACCAUUUUCAACGCCUUCGACAUUCGCUAUUGGCGGUGCGUUCUGAAGCGGUCUGUCACGUGUCCAGAUCCAGAUAUCAAAUUCUACCUUUACACACCUGGAAGCCGCGGUGACUCAGUGUUAGAACACUGGCUUCUUGAUCUCAAGGACUCAGAUUGGAAUCGUCGGGAAUUUGUCGGGAAUUUUACCAGAGACAACUGGUACGGGAAGCAGAUCGAUAUCCGAAGUCCAUAUUCCCUGAAGUACGCUGGUUGGAAUCCGCAACGAAAGAACGUAAUCAUCAUCCACGGCUUCAACGGCACGGAAGGCAAAACUCCAAUGACAUUCAUCAGAAGUGCGUACGUGUCGCGCGGGGACUACAACGUGUUCACGGUGGACUGGGAGCCGCUGACGCGCUUCCCGUGCUACCUGUCCGCGCUCAGCAACACGCGGCUGGUGGCGCAGUGCUCCGCGCAGCUCUACUCGCACCUCACGUUCAACGGCGCGCUCGCCAAGCAGACGCACUGCGUGGGCCACAGCCUGGGCGCGCACAUCUGCGGCAUGAUGACCAACCACCUCUCCGCCAAGCAGUACAAAAUUAUCGGGCUGGACCCGGCGCGGCCGCUGGUGGACCGCUUCGGGUCGACGUCGUUCCGGCUGACGCGCGACGACGCCCAAGUGGUGCAGGUGAUCCACACUAACGCCGGCGCGCUGGGCGAGGAGGCGCAGGUGGGCCACGUCGACUUCUGCGUCAACGGCGGCGGCGUCCAGCCCAGCUGCAAGGGCCACCGCCUGCGGCGAGCGCGCUGCAGCCACUUCCAGAGCGCGUGCUACUUUGCGGCCACCGUCACCCGGCGCGGCGUGCACAUGGGCCUGCCCUGCUCCGCCGCCUGCCCCAAGCGCGGCCGCUCGCUCGGGAUUCGGCCGGGGGCUGCCGUGCCCAUGGGCGAGCACACUCCAGACAGUGCAUCGGGAACAUACUGCGUCACUAUCACAAGUGGAAAAGAUUGUCCGUUCGACUGAAUUGAUGCAAACAAGAUUCCCACAAGAAUGUGUUCAACCAUCAAUCAACUUUACAUCACAAUUAUACGGAGGUUUCAUUCGGAAACUGCAUUCAAAUACGGUCACCGCAUAACCCAUGGAGAUUGGUGAUUUUUGUCUACCUCCAAGCUUCAAAAGAACGUUUUUUAUACUUUGGACUUCUUCCAUCGGUUUUAUUAAACCAAGUGAAGAUUUACAAUAGUGACGUGUGUGUGAGUUUUGUUGAAUUAUAGUUAAGUGCAAGAAACGAAAAGAUAAUUUUGUGACGUUACAAUUAUUCAGUCGUUCUAAACAAAACAAGGAUUCUCCAAGUAAAUAAUUAACAAAUGCUCGUCACAAGAAUACACGUAAAAGAGUGUUCUGCGCCAUAAAAGACUUGGAAGUUACCAAACAGACAAUUAAAAGUGCAUAUAAUUUUAACUGAACUUCAUUUAUAUAAUAAAACAUCCACGUGUCUAAUAUUUUCCUUUCCAGCUGAGGCACAGCUAUGGCUUAAUAUUUUAACAGGCGUAAUUUUUACUGGAAAAUAAGAAUAAAAUGAAAUUCUUGC